AUGAAUAGAAACAUUUACUUUUUCGUUUUAUUAUUAUCUGUAAAUAUUUUUACUACUACCAAAGCAGUAGAAAUCGAUUCCAACACAUUGGUUUGUGUUGUCAAUACAUCUCUUCAAUCAUGUCAAAGUAUUCAAUUACAAGUUGAAACAUGUCCAUCCACCGUCAGUUGUAUUUCCUAUUUACAACAAACUGUGCAAAAUAAUCCAUCAUAUACCACAACAGUUGUUGUUUUGGCUGAUGGAUUGAACUAUAAUGAUUGUCCGGGUACUAUAAUCGGUCUUCCAGAAUCUUAUAUUCAUGUUUUCGUCGGUGGUUCCAAUUCUGUUUACCAAUGCAAUGGUCCAUUUGCAAAUAUCAAUUUAUCCUAUAAAACUGAUAUUGUUUUCGAAGGAUUCACUUUGAUUGGUGGUGGAUACAGUGGUUCUUUCAAUGGAGGUCUUGUUUCUGUGACCUAUUCUGGUGUAAAUGGUUCACCAAAUCUUGAAUUUGUCAAUACUACUAUCUCUGAAGCCAGUGUAAAGAGUAAUGGUGGUUGCAUCUAUUCAGACGGUAUGGUUGUAUCUGUUAUCAACUCGACUAUUUUCAGCUGUAUUGCUCAAAAUAAUGGUGGUGCCAUUGCCACUGCCGAAGGUUCCGAUAUUGUAACUAUUACCAACUCUAACAUUUCGAUGAACACUGCCUAUAACUAUGCCGGUGCAAUCUAUGCUUCCAUUCUCAAUGUCAACAACUCAACAUUCUCUGAGAAUACUGGUGCUAUUAUUGCUGGUGCCCUCUACGUUUCCAACUUUUUGUCUAUCCAAAACAGUACUUUCUAUAAGAAUGUUGGAUCCAGCGUAGGUAACGCUUAUGGUGGUGCUAUCUACUUCAACGGACAAAUGUCUUCGAUUGUAGGAACCAAGUUUAUUCAAAACAUUGUUUUAGGUAUGGGUUCUGGUGGUUCCAUCUAUGCUAACUAUUUGACUUUGCAAAAUUGUGAGUUUUCCGAUGAUUCCGCAUACUAUGGUGGUUCUAUCUACUCAAUUUCAUCUUUGAAUAUGGAAAACUGCACGCUUGUUGGUUCUAGAGCCACUAUGUAUGGAGGAGCUAUUUUUGCAAAUGGUAAUGUCAACAUCAGAAACUCUUCCUUCACUGGCUCAACAGCCUACUCUGGUGGAGCUAUUUACACUUCAAACGCUGGAUAUUACAAUAUGAUAGAAGAUUCUCAAUUUUUCAAUAAUGUUGCUAAGACAGGUGGUGCAAUUUAUAGCAAACAAACAUCUUCUUACUAUUUUAGUGGAUCCUUGUUCAAUGCCAACUCUGCAACUAUUCAAGGUGGAGCUAUGUAUUUCGGAGGUGGUGGAUACCCAACAAUGCUCUAUGGUGGAAAAUUCAUUGGAAACACCAACAAAGUAAAUCAACUUUACGACACUUUCAAUAGUAACGUUUUUAGCAAUGUAAACACUGUCAAUGUUUCAACUGAUAUCAUUACAUCAAACACACUUUACAGCGUUCCUCUCGUUAUUGAUAAUUCUUUAGCUUAUCCAGUUGCAUAUGGUGUUCUCGGGGAAUGCUACAAUGGUAUCGCCACCAUUACCACAAGUGGACAAGUUACAUCAUGUCAAUGCUUCCCAAAUUACUCAGUCAUUUGA
Heterostelium album PN500 is the source of this 1629-nucleotide messenger RNA. RefSeq lists its product as uncharacterized. Gene Ontology annotation, molecular function: ubiquitin binding. The record is from RefSeq and is a predicted model, not a curated record. Gene Ontology annotation, biological process: double-strand break repair via homologous recombination; protein deubiquitination. The transcript is spliced from 7 exons. Lineage: Eukaryota; Evosea; Eumycetozoa; Acytosteliales; Acytosteliaceae. Bases 1 to 1629 code for a protein of 542 amino acids.